GGCUUCACGCAUUCCACCCCUUCCACCUCCUCCUCGGCCUCCACCGAUCUCCAAAAAAAUGGCCGUCACGCUCACGCCCGACCUCCCCCUCCUCCUCCUCCUCCUCGGGACGCUCCUCCUCCUCGCGGCAGCGCCGGCCCCCUCCGCCGCGGAGAAGUUCGUCGUCGGCGACAAGAAGAACUGGGCCCCCAACGUCAACUACACCACCUGGCCCGACCAGUACCGCUUCCACGUCGGCGACUGGCUCCAGUUCAACUACGCCAGGGGGGGCAUGUACGACGUGGUGCAGGUGGCCAACGAGGCGGCGUACGAGAAGUGCGACCCGACCAACCCCGUCGUCAGCUACGACCGCGGCCGCGGCUACGUCUUCCAGCUCAACCACACGGGCCGCUACUACUUCAUCUGCAGCCGCGGCUACUGCUGGGGCGGCAUGAAGGUCACCGUGCUCGUCGAGGACCGCCCUGCGCGCCCGCCCUACGCCGCGGCGCCGGCGCCCAACGCGGCCGCGCACCACGCCGGCGUCGCCUCGUGGGCCCUCGCCGCCGCCGCGGCCUCGCUCUGCGCGGCGGUUCUGGGUUUGCCGUUUGCGGUGUGAGCGGAGGGAAGGGACCAAUGGGUCUUUUCGAGUAUGGACGGGCCGUCCAGCCUUUUAUUAGCGCCACUCUGUGUCUGUGGCCAUGUAUGGAAGGUACUUACUGGUUAAGAAAGCGUGAUUUGGAAGCUUGCGUAUUUCCUGCA
Messenger RNA from Hordeum vulgare subsp. vulgare (domesticated barley), 738 nucleotides. Its product is annotated as lamin-like protein. Gene Ontology annotation, molecular function: electron transfer activity. NCBI's taxonomy places the organism in Eukaryota, Viridiplantae, Streptophyta, Magnoliopsida, Poales, Poaceae. The transcript is spliced from 2 exons. The record is from RefSeq and is a predicted model, not a curated record. The coding region runs from base 59 to 595 and encodes 178 amino acids. Gene Ontology annotation, cellular component: plasma membrane.